Messenger RNA from Petromyzon marinus (sea lamprey), 1790 nucleotides. RefSeq names its product transforming growth factor beta-2 proprotein-like. Gene Ontology annotation, molecular function: growth factor activity; cytokine activity. Gene Ontology annotation, biological process: regulation of cell population proliferation; transforming growth factor beta receptor signaling pathway. The record is from RefSeq and is a predicted model, not a curated record. Gene Ontology annotation, cellular component: extracellular region. NCBI's taxonomy places the organism in Eukaryota, Metazoa, Chordata, Hyperoartia, Petromyzontiformes, Petromyzontidae.
UCAUCUGGCCACCACACUCCCUCGUGUGCAGACCCGGCUUUCAUCGGUGCUCGCUAACAGUGCUUGCCCCAACAGUCUGUUCAGGCUCUACGGGUGACCUUUUAUUUUGUGUAUACACACACUGGACUAGCUACUGACAGAGCUGUAGUUAAUUUAGAGUACAGAAGUUCUCAACAAACGAGUACAGUAUUUUAUUCAAUCAUCAUCAUCAUUACCAUCAUCACCACCACCAUCAUCUUUUACACCACCACGCGGCCACGUAGGGCCAACUUGGACUCGAUUCGGCAGUAGAUCUGUCGAACAGGACUUCUCAACACCUAUAGGUAGAAGGUUCCACCGUCGUCGUCGUCGUCAUCAUCAGCUGCACUACCGUGCGGCCAAACUGGACUGAUCGGAACGCUCCUACCCAAAUUUCAUCUCUCCAUCAUCAUUAACAUCAUCAUCAUCAUCAUCCCCGCGGGCUCCGAUGGCUGGUGCUGGCGGGCUGACGAUGCCCCUGCUGCUGCUAUCGCCGCUGCUGCUGCUGGUGCUUCAACCCCACACGCCUCUCGCGAUGUCCACCUGUCGGAGCCUGGACCUUACCGAGUUGACGCGCAAGCGAAUCGAGGCGAUCCGCGGUCAGAUCCUGAGCAAGCUGCGGCUGGCCGAGCCGCCUGAGCAUUUCGAGGGCGGCGGCAGCCAGGCGGUGGUGGUUCCGGGCUCCGUGAUGGCCCUCUACAACAGCACCCGGGACAUGCUGGUGCAGCAGCAGCGGCGGCGGCUGUCGAUCGAGCAGGGCUGGUGCGCAGAGGCGUUGGCGCGCGGCGAGGAGCACUACUACUCGCGAGUGGCGCACAUCGUCAACUGCAGCAGGAUCAACAGCGACUCGAGGGGGACGUUCGAGUUCGACGUCAGCGCGCUGACCUUCGACGUGCGCUACGUGUCGGCCGAGCUGCGCCUGCUGAGGACGCCCAACCCCGAGGCGACGCUCCCCGAGCAGCGAAUCGAGCUCUACCAGCUGCUGCCUGGCCCGGGUCCAGACAACCUGACUCAGCGCUUUGUGUCGAGCCAAGUGGUGCAGACGGGAGGGGAGGAGGAGCUACUCGCGUUCAACGUCACCGACACGGUGCAGGCCUGGCUGCAGGAUUCAUCCACGAACAAAGGUUUCAAGAUCUCCUUGCACUGGCCAAGCGACUCAACCGUACCGCAACCGGGGAUGCAAGUUCACUUCGAAGAAGGGCGGGUGGUGGGCCCGGUCCGGCACGACAUGCAAGUGAUCGAGGUGUACAAGAUGGCGCAGGAAAAGGGACGGCUCCCGUACCUGCUGAUCAUGACGCAGUCGGGGAGCCCGAACGGCUCCGACGGGGCGCAAGCCUCCCACUCUGCUCGGAGGAAGCGCACGCUCGAUGAGAAGUACUGCAUGAGCAAUCAGGAGGACAACUGUUGCCUGAGGAAGCUGUACAUCGACUUUCGGCGCGACCUCGGCUGGAGGUGGAUUCACGAGCCCAAGGGAUACCACGCCAACAUGUGUGCCGGGCCCUGCCCCUACUUGUGGAGCUACAACACGCAGUACACCAAGGUGCUGGGCCUGUACAGCCUGCGCAACCCCGACGCGUCGGCCUCCCCCUGCUGCGUCCCUCAGGAGCUCGAGCCGCUCACGAUCCUCUACUACGUGGGGCGCGAGUCGCGCGUCGAGCAGCUCUCCAACAUGAUCGUGCGCUCCUGCAAGUGCAGCUGAACGGCGCCACGGUCCAACAGCACCGACGUCAAAGACGCACGAAGAUUUCCCGUCCCCCGCCUCCCCCGCCCGC